Messenger RNA from Ramularia collo-cygni, 2793 nucleotides. Its product is annotated as probable chaperone HSP104 and related ATP-dependent Clp proteases. The transcript has a single exon. The coding region runs from base 1 to 2793 and encodes 930 amino acids. Lineage: Eukaryota; Fungi; Ascomycota; Dothideomycetes; Mycosphaerellales; Mycosphaerellaceae. Gene Ontology annotation, cellular component: cytosol; cytoplasm. The record is from RefSeq and is a predicted model, not a curated record. Gene Ontology annotation, molecular function: ATP hydrolysis activity; ATP binding. Gene Ontology annotation, biological process: cellular response to heat.
AUGGCGGCCAACAUGAGUUUCACAGACAAGGCCACCCAGGCCUUGGCCGAUGCACAAGAGAUAGCGACACAACAUGCACACUCGCAGCUGCUGCCCAUACACCUGGCUGUAGCACUCAUCGAUCCGCUUCCCGAUCAGUCCAAAGACCAGCAGAACAACUCAGCACACGCAUCACACGCUGCCGGCUCGGCUUCACUCUUCCGCCAAGUCGUCGAGCGUGCACAUGGUGAUCCACAAACACUCGAGAGAUCGCUCAACCGCCUUCUUGUUCGAACUCCCUCGCAGGACCCGCCGCCAGAGCAGGGCCCUAGCGUGUCCCCUGCCUUCUCCAAGAUCUUGCGAGCUGCAAAUGAUCUCUCCAAGACACAAAAAGACUCCUACAUCGCCGUGGACCACCUCAUACAAUGCCUCGUGCAAGACAGCACCGUUCAAAAAUGUCUUGCCGAAGCGAACGUACCCAACCCAAAGGUCAUUGACACGGCAGUUCAAGCGAUACGCGGAACGAAGAGAGUCGACAGCAAGACCGCCGACGCAGAGCAAGAGAAUGAGAACUUGAAGAAGUUCACAAUCGACAUGACGGCAAUGGCCAGAGAGGGUAAGAUUGAYCCUGUCAUUGGACGAGAGGAGGAAAUUAGAAGAGUUGUGCGAAUCCUGUCAAGACGCACGAAGAACAACCCAGUCUUGAUAGGUGAACCUGGUGUCGGAAAGACCACCGUUGUCGAGGGUCUUGCACGCCGAAUCGUCGAUGCAGAUGUCCCACAAUCACUGGCCGCCUGCAAGCUUCUCUCCCUCGACGUCGGAGCUCUCGUUGCUGGCUCAAAGUACAGGGGAGAAUUUGAAGAGCGCAUGAAGGGAGUCCUCAAAGAGAUCGAAGACAGCAAGGAGAUGAUUGUCCUCUUCGUCGACGAGAUCCAUCUCUUGAUGGGUGCUGGUAGCUCAGGUGAGGGCGGCAUGGAUGCAGCCAACCUGCUCAAGCCCAUGCUCGCCCGCGGCCAGUUGCACUGUAUCGGUGCGACUACACUUGCUGAGUAUCGCAAAUAUAUCGAGAAGGAUCAGGCCUUUGAGCGGCGAUUCCAGCAGGUCCUCGUCAAGGAGCCCUCAGUCAUUGAGACGAUAUCAAUUCUGCGUGGGCUGAAGGAGAAGUACGAAGUUCACCACGGUGUGACCAUCCUCGACGGGGCCAUUGUUGCAGCUGCGACCCUUGCUGCACGAUACUUGACUCAGCGACGACUACCCGACUCGGCCGUUGACCUUGUCGAUGAGGCCGCAGCCGCGGUUAGAGUGGAACGCGAGUCACAGCCUGAAGUUCUCGACAAUAUGGAGCGUAAAUUGCGCCAGCUUGAAAUUGAGAUUCACGCUUUGGAUCGCGAAAAGGACGACGCAUCUCAGUCGCGGCUGAGAGAGGCGCGUGCUGAGAAAGCCAACAUCGAGGAGGAGUUGAAGCCUCUCCGAGAGAGUUACGAAAGCGAAAAAGCACGGUCGCGGGAGAUUCAGGAUCAAAAGAUCAAACUCGACCAGCUGAGGAACAAGCAGGAGGAAGCAGAGCGGACAAGAGAUCUUCAGACUGCUUCCGACCUCAAGUACUACGCCAUUCCAGACGUUGAGCUGAGAAUCAAAGAGCUUGAACAGCAAAAGCUGGUCGCCGAGCGCGAACAGGCUGUUCGAUCAGGCGACAACGAACAGACUCUAGUCACCGACGCUGUCGGUCCGGACCAAAUUAACGAGAUUGUUGGCCGCUGGACUGGCAUUCCUGUGACUAGACUCAAGACGACCGAGAAAGACAAGCUGUUGCAAAUGGAGAAGGUUCUCGGUGCUCAGGUGGUUGGUCAGAAAGAAGCUGUCACAUCGGUGGCAAAUGCGAUCCGCCUGCAGCGUUCAGGUCUCGCCAAUCCCGGCCAGCCACCAUCGUUCCUAUUCUGUGGUCCUUCAGGAACGGGAAAGACACUUCUCACCAAAGCACUGGCCGAAUUCCUCUUUGACGAUCCCAAGUCGUUGAUUCGUUUCGACAUGUCUGAGUACCAGGAACGACAUUCGCUCUCGCGUAUGAUUGGAGCACCACCAGGCUACGUUGGCCACGAUGCAGGCGGUCAGCUCACGGAAGCGCUGCGGAGACGACCCUUCAGCAUCCUACUGUUUGAUGAGGUUGAAAAGGCUGCCAAGGAAGUCCUUACCGUCCUCCUCCAGCUCAUGGACGACGGCCGCAUCACUGAUGGACAAGGUCGUAUCAUCGACGCCAAGAAUUGCAUCGUCGUCAUGACCUCCAACCUGGGCGCCGAGUACCUCUCAAGACCAAAUGCGGCUGACGGUCGCAUUGACCCCACAACUCGCGAGCUCGUCAUGACUUYGCUCAGGAACUACUUCCUGCCCGAGUUCCUCAACCGUAUUUCGAGCAUCGUCGUCUUCAACCGACUUAGCAAGAAGGAAAUCCGCAAGAUCGUCGAUGUCCGGCUCGAUGAGAUCCAGAAGCGUCUCAAUGGUAAUGGCCGCAAUGUCAGUAUCACCCUCACAAAUGAGGUCAAAGACUACCUGGGAUCGGCAGGUUACUCACCUGCUUACGGUGCUCGUCCUCUGGCGCGUCUCAUCGAGAAGGAAGUGCUCAACCGCUUGGCGGUUCUGAUCCUUCGUGGAUCGGUACGGGAUGGAGAAUCUGCGCGGGUGGUGCUGGAGGAUGGACACAUCGUCGUGCUCCCGAACCACUCAGAUUCUGACGAUGACGAUAUAUCCAUGUACGAUUCCGAGGACGCCGUCGAGGAAUUGAAUGGAGGCAUGGAUGAUGAUGACUUGUACGAGUAA